AGGGCGUCGGGCAUCAGAGGGAGCCGGCGGCCCUUCCCGGGUCCCGCGGCGACUGGCUGGGUCGGGCGAUGGCCAGGCCAGCCGUGUGGGCGGCGGGGGCCUGCCCUCGUGACUGCUGGUGAGAGUCCAGGCCUCCUUAGCCUGCCUUGGAGGGUGCUGGUGUGUCCCGAGGCGCUAAGGACCUGAGGUGCCCUGCCCACCCUGUGUCUCGCUAGGACCUGUCCCUGCUCCUUGUCAUCACUGUCCUAAGAGUCACAGUGCUCCUGUUCGCCCUGAGGAACAUGAACUCGGGGAAGAAACCUAUCACCUUACAGGACUCUGAAACCAAGUACCCACUGCCUUUGAUUGAGAAAGAGCAAAUCAGCCACAACACCCGGAGGUUCCGCUUUGGACUGCCCUCACCAGACCAUGUCUUGGGGCUUCCUGUAGGUAACUACAUCCAUCUCUUGGCCAGAAUUGAUGGUGUUUUGGUGGUCAGGGCUUAUACGCCUGUGUCCAGUGAUGACGACCAAGGCUUUGUGGACUUGAUUAUAAAGAUCUACUUCAAAAAUGUACACCCCAAUUAUCCGGAAGGGGGGAAGAUGACCCAGUACUUGGAGAACAUGAGAAUUGGGGACACCAUCCUUUUUCGAGGGCCCACGGGUCGCCUGUUCUAUCAUGAGCCAGGGCAGCUUUCAGUCAGACCAUACAAAACCAGUGAGCCUGAAGAAGCGGUGGUCAGUCACCUGGGAAUGAUUGCUGGGGGCACAGGGAUUACACCCAUGCUGCAGCUCAUUCGCCACAUCACCAGGAACCCCAACGACAGGACCAGGAUGUCCCUCAUCUUUGCCAACCAGGCAGAGGAGGAUAUCUUGGUGAGAAAGGAGCUUGAAGAAGUUGCCAGAACUCACCCGGAACAGUUCAGCCUGUGGUACACCCUGGACAGGCCUCCUGUUGGCUGGAAGUACAGCUCAGGCUACAUCACCGCCAACAUGAUCAAGGAGCAUCUCCCUCCUCCCGGGCAGUCCACCUUCAUCCUGGUGUGUGGACCCCCGCCCCUGAUCCAGACCGCUGCCCACCCGAACCUGGAGAAACUGGGUUAUACCAAUGACAUGAUUUUCACUUACUAAUCGCUCCCUUGCUCUUAACACAUCUGCCUGGUCCCUUUCCUGUGUUUCAGAGUGAGCUCCGCUUCAGUACAUUAAAGUGGUGCAUGUUCGCAAGUGCCUGCAGUGCAUCCUUGGGCACAUCGCUCCUCUUCUGCGUGUGCGCCUACGAAGUGUUCAGAGGGCUGGAGACAAACAAGUUUCUGAGGGCCACCUUGCUUGGGAGGCUCAAUUCGUAGCUUUUCCCAUAGGGAGGGUCUUGCAGGGGUGCAGCAGCGAUGGGCAGUGAGCCUUCAUUCACCCGUGUGCCCAGCGCACCCUCAGCGAAUCCCCUACUUGGAGAAAGAUACUCUGCCAGGCACUACAGGAUGAGGAAGAACCUACCCACGGAUACUUUUCUCUAACGCACAUAUUCCCACGCUUGUCCCCUGCUUUUGGUAGUCCCCACCUGGCCACCUGUGUCUCCAAGAUAAAUCACAGGGACCUGGCUCGCAGGGCUUUUCCUGGCCUGACUCCAGCUAACCUCACCAGACUCUUCCUUCCCUGGGCCUCCCACUCUUACCCCAUCCCAUGGCCCUGUGGUUCUCAACUAGGGGAAGUUUUGCCUCCCACAGAACAUUUCGCAAAGUCUGAAGACCUCUUUGGUGGUCACACCAGAGGAGGGGUGCUGUGGGCAGAUAGGGGUAGAGGAUGCUGUGAAACCUCCUGCCACACACAGACCAGCCCCCAGCACAAGUUAGUCUGCCCUAAGUGACAGCAGGGCAGAGGCUGAGAAGCUGUGCUCUGGUCUUAGCAACUUUGGGCACUUCCUGGGAUGUGCUGGCAUGUUCCGAGUCCAUCUUCCUGGAGUGCCUCCCCCUGGCACACUUGGGGAACCUGCUUUGUUUCUGAAGUCUAAGUCUUUUUCAGUCCCCUGCCCCCAGCUCUCCAUUAAAAACGACAACUUGUUCUUGCA
Messenger RNA from Suricata suricatta (meerkat), 2040 nucleotides. Its product is annotated as NADH-cytochrome b5 reductase 2. Bases 282 to 1109 code for a protein of 275 amino acids. The transcript has 10 exons. Gene Ontology annotation, cellular component: mitochondrion. The record is from RefSeq and is a predicted model, not a curated record. NCBI's taxonomy places the organism in Eukaryota, Metazoa, Chordata, Mammalia, Carnivora, Herpestidae. Gene Ontology annotation, molecular function: FAD binding; oxidoreductase activity.